This is a messenger RNA of Pseudoliparis swirei, 4492 nucleotides long. RefSeq names its product synaptotagmin-like 5 (gene sytl5). NCBI's taxonomy places the organism in Eukaryota, Metazoa, Chordata, Actinopteri, Perciformes, Liparidae. The record is from RefSeq and is a predicted model, not a curated record. Gene Ontology annotation, biological process: exocytosis; intracellular protein transport. Gene Ontology annotation, cellular component: plasma membrane; exocytic vesicle. The transcript is spliced from 17 exons. Gene Ontology annotation, molecular function: neurexin family protein binding; phospholipid binding; small GTPase binding. The coding region runs from base 305 to 2482 and encodes 725 amino acids.
CGACACUCUAACGUACGGUCACUGAUCCCGGGACGGACUCUCCCAGCCCGCCGUGCUCCCCCGCCGGUUGCUCCUCCGUCGACAGCCAGCAGGCUUCCUGAGGGUGCUCCACUCUUGUUAGCUCCCCGAAGAAACAGAAGAUCAGAGGAGGACAAAGUUCAGACGAUGCUCGCGCUAAAGAACAACAACCCAAUCGUGAGCAGACAAUAACAGAAAGAGGAGCAUAAUGUAGCUCAUCCUGACAUCUGUCCUGCAACAUCUUUGUUUUGGUGACUUCCUCGGCAGAGUGUAGACUGAGGGACAAAUGGAGCAGGUCGGGGAGGAUCUGAACCUCUCCUUUCUCCUGCAACAUGAACGAGACAUGAUCCUUAAGGUGCUGCAGAAAGAUGAGAAACUGAGGAAGCGAGAGGAGAAGAGGAUUCGGAAGCUGAAGAAUGAGUUGCUGGAGAUCAAACGGAAAGGGUCCCGUCGGCCCCAGGAGCCGGAGGAGCGGCAGUGCGCUCGCUGCCUGAAGGGUUUGGGCCUGAUCUUCGGCCGCGGAGAUCUCUGCAAGGAGUGCCAGCUGCGCGUCUGCGACGACUGCCGCGUCACGACUCCCAAAACGCCCCCGUGGAGAUGUAACGUGUGUGCCAAGAUCUCGGAGCUGAAGGUGGUGACAGGAGAGUGGUUCAUGGAGGAGCGGUCCAAGCGCUUCGAGCCGGGAGUGGCGAGCAGCGACAUCAUCAAACAGACAAUCAUGAGAAACCCAAUCAUCACAGACAACAAAUCGACAGAAAACCUGGCAGCCCCUCCUGAGGCGGGAAAACCCGAGACCCCGAGAAACCACAGGAGUGCAAUAAUGAACAUCGGCGCCAGGAGGAAAGCGAGGAUGAAGAUGGAUAAAAAAAAAGCCGGCCGACUGGCCUUGAAGCCGGAAAACGGAGUCGACGGUGUUGGUGUCAAACCUGUUUUGGACGCAGACGCUCAAAGCGUAAGAAGCGUUCGCUCGGCACCAAGUCCACGUUCAAACAGGGGCGGAGCCGAGGCCUUCGAGUCCUCAGGGAUGCCCACGGUACCGAACAACCUGCGUUCCCGAACCCCGGACGCUCUCAGUGACAACCGGAGGGUCAGGCCUGACGGAGCGGAGAGCGUUGCCAGCGUGAACUCCAAUGAGAGCGCGCCGGAGAAAAAAGCGACCGGCCAUCACAGGACUCAUUCGGGCACCCCGACAAUUUCUGUGUCCAGAGCCUCCGUUUCAUCAGAUCACAGCCGCUCGGAGAUGGACCUGUCAGCUCCCGGUUCCGAACACAGCGACGACGCACUCAGUCUCAGGAGCCGCUCGGUCCCCGGGCUCAACGACGAGUUUUCUAACGAGGAUGCGGAGGAAGACAUCGAUGAGCUGAUGUCAGCUCACAGCGGCAAGACUGAGAGGCGGCGCUUCAGCAACACACUGUCAAAUAGCAGCAUAAACAGCAUGAUGAGCAUGUACAGUGAGACUGGUGACUAUGGCAACGCCCGGGUGAGCGGCGAGAUCCUGCUGAACAUCAGCUACAGCUACAAAACCGGUGCUCUCAACGUGCUGGUGAAAGAGUGUCACAACCUGGCGACAGGAGAUGAGAAGAGGCAACGCACGGACACAUACGUGAAGACGUACCUGCUGCCGGAUAUGUCACGACAGAGCAAGAGGAAGACGAGCAUCAAGGCCAACACCAUUAACCCCGUUUUCAACGAGAGUCUCAGGUACGUGAUCAGCCACUCGCAGCUGGAGACUCGGACCUUGCAGGUCUCGGUGUGGCACCACGACCGGUUUGGACACAACAGCUUCCUGGGAGAGGUGGAGCUGAGCUUUGACUCCUGGGAGUUUGAUUCCCAAGUCGAGGACUGGUACUCUCUGCUUGCCAAGGCGGACAGCAAUAUCGACUCCUCCAUGCAUUAUAAAGGAGAGCUGACUGUCGUGUUGAAGUACAUACCUGCAGAGAAAAACCUCACGCUGCCGCUGGACCAAAUUAAAGGGAAAAAAAGCUUCCUGAAAAGCAAGAAGGCGAGCAGCUUCACGCUCCCUAAAGGGGGCAUGGUUGAGCUGCUGGUCAAAGGAGCCAAAAAUCUAACUGCGGUGAAGUCUGGAGGCACUUCGGAUCCUUUUGUGAAAGGAUAUCUCCUCCCUGACAGCAACAAGUCAACCAAGCACAAGACGGUGGUGGAGCGACGCACCGUGAACCCGCGGUGGAACCACACCUUCACCUACUGCGGCCUGCAGCCGGGAGACCUCAACAACGUCUGCCUGGAGCUCACCGUGUGGGACAAAGAAGCCCUGGCCAGCAACGUCUUCCUGGGAGGAGUCAGGCUGGGAGGUGGCUCAGGUACAAGCUACGGUAAUGAGGUAGACUGGAUGGACUCAUAUGGGGAGGAACAGCGGCUGUGGCAACGCAUGAUUGAAAACCCAGAAGUCCCCCAUGAGUGCGCGCUGAUGCUACGCUCGAGCAUGCGCAAGUGCAGCACAUGAGCUGGAUUGACUUACAGACAAAAGAGAGGAUACAAUCAAAGUGAGAGUAAGAUGUGAUGUGAAGGCAGGAGGAGAGACCUGGAGGAGUGGAACGGUUGAGAAAAAAAAGAAGAAAAGUGUCCAGGACUCAAAAACGCUCAUUAAAGACUAGAGACCGUCCUUCUCCCUACUUCUUUCCCCCUGAGAUGCCAUGUUCAGCCAGUCAUGCCUUACACACUCAUCCACAUGUGCCCACUCCUCGCCCUCUGAAGCAUGCUGUCUUGGACCAAGCACUGCUGUUUACCACUGGUUAUGAAAACCUUGUGUUGUAUGUCACCUACAUAAACAAAUAAGCACACGGUGGGACCCCUGAUGUGUCUUUUCUCGUCCCUGUGCUUCAUGAACCAGAGUCAUAUCUGCAUGUAGUUACAGCUGACGGGGGCCAUUUGUAAAGUGUUAGACACUGAUCAAUGAUGUAGACUUAGACAUUCCCUUGAUGAGCAACCGAGCUGCAUCUGAAGCACAUGGCGAUGCUGCGAGUCAUUCCCUUAAAAACAGAGGUGGAAAGUGACUAGUUCUUGUACGACUGUCUUCCUCAAGUAGAAGACUUUAUGAGCUUGUGGAGUACCCUCCAACAGGCUGCUCUGAUCUUGUAUGUGAGGUGAAAGUAUCCAUAAUAUACUGAAAAUGAAGCAGCAGCUAAUUUUAUGGAUUACUUUUUGAAUGAUUUGUGGAUUUCAACCCUCAAUUAUUCAUUAACAAAAGUCUCGUCCAACCAACAGUUUCCAUCCCAAAGACACUCCAUUUACAAUGAAAUGAUGGAUAAAUGAUGGAGCUGGAACCAUCAAAUGCAUUUUUAAUGGUAAUGUCUGCCAUUUUGGCCAGACUGAAUUAUCUCAACAAUAAUUUGAGGGAUUGUCAUUAAUUGAUUUUGUACAGAUAUUUAUGGUUCCCAUUCCCAGUCAAUGAAUGCUAAUGACUUUAGUGAACACGACUUUAACGCCACCAUGAGGUCGUUAUUUUAGUUUUUGAGUAAAAUAUCUUUCAUAGAUCGUCAUGACAUUUUGUACAAAGUGAAUCGUACGCUAAUAACUGAUGUCUCUUUAGCAUUUUUACCAGUUCAAAACUAAUGACAAUAUUUGUGUUUAGUGCUAAUUGGCAAAUACUAGCAGGCUAACUAGAUAAACUAACUUGGUUAGCAUAGUAAAAAUGAUAAACAUCACUAGCAUUGUUUUUGUCAGCAUGUUAGCAUGCCGAUGUUAGCAAUUAGCUCAACGCCCCACUUGGCGUAUGCACAGCGUCACAGAGCUGCUAGCAUGCCUGUAGCGGAUAAAUGACAACCAGUUUGUUAAAGUGUGAGGAACAAGAGUGCUUUACUUUCCACCUCUGGUUGUUAGGGAAAAAAAGAAUCUCGAAGGAUUACACAAUUAACUUCAAUGUAAAUUAUCAUAGCCUAACACUGUAUCAGUGGGAUAAUAUAAACUGCAUGGUGUUAGAGAAAACAGAGGUAGAAGAACAAAAGUUACGUGAAGCACUGAUAAAUAGAUAAUUUUACACUCUGAAGGGGAAGAGCAGGAACCCUGAGACAGGCUGUGUGUGAUGGAGUGAGUCAGCACUGAGGCCAGCGGCCUUCAUCUCUGGGGAGACUAAUAAUGAGGCAGUCACCUUGUCCCUGUGGCCCGGGGCUCUGCCGUCCGCCCUCCUGUGAUGAAUCACACAUUUACCAAGAACCGUUCAAAAGUUAAACUCUGAACAACCAUUUCUCAUGUUGAAUGACGAUUUUGUCGCGCUUGUACUCCGAACUCCCUGGGCACAACAGUUCCACACUGCACAAUUAUGGUAACAAUACAUGGUGUUUACUGUACAGCUUACUUUAGAUGAGAGGCUCACGCAAUACCCAAUUACUGAAGAAACUCUUGAUUGACAGCAUGUAGUAUCUGUCGUGUCCGGUUUCCCAGCAUCAAACUCACUGUAUUCAAACUUUUGGUGUCGCAAAUCUGUUAUUUUGAAAUAAACCCAUCUUUCCAUGGA